CUCUGCUUCGCGCCGCGUCUGAAGGUCUGCCCGACGCCGAACAGUGGCGUCUCCAUCUAGCUGCCAACCCCCUCAAGCUUUCUUCUCCUCCACCACCACCACCUUCUCUCCCUCCCUUCCCCUCCUCCCUCUCCUUUCCGCCUUUCCUCUCCACCCCCGCCACCAAUCUCCUCCUCUUUUUCUCACUACAAGCGGUUGCCGAUGCUGAAGCCGAGCGUCACUUCGGCUCCCACAGCAGACAUGGCGACAUUGACAGUGGUCCAGCCGCUCACUCUGGACAGAGAUGUUGCGAGAGCAAUUGAACUACUGGAGAAACUACAGGAAUCUGGAGAAGUACCAGUGCACAAGUUACAAUCCCUCAAAAAAGUGCUGCAGAGUGAGUUUUGUACUGCUAUUCGAGAGGUGUAUCAAUACAUGCAUGAAACAAUAACUGUUAAUGGCUGUCCUGAAUUCCGUGCCAGGGCCACAGCAAAGGCAACAGUUGCAGCUUUUGCAGCCAGCGAAGGCCACUCUCACCCUCGGGUCGUUGAACUGCCAAAGACUGAUGAAGGCCUUGGUUUUAAUGUGAUGGGAGGAAAGGAGCAAAAUUCCCCCAUUUAUAUCUCUCGGAUCAUUCCUGGAGGGGUGGCGGAAAGACAUGGAGGCCUCAAAAGAGGAGACCAGCUACUCUCAGUAAAUGGAGUGAGUGUGGAAGGAGAACACCAUGAGAAGGCUGUGGAACUACUCAAGGCUGCUAAGGACAGCGUCAAGCUGGUGGUCCGAUACACUCCAAAAGUCCUGGAAGAAAUGGAGGCUCGUUUUGAAAAGCUACGGACAGCCCGGCGUCGGCAGCAGCAGCAGUUGUUAAUUCAGCAACAACAGCAACAACAGCAACAAACACAACAAAAUCAUAUGUCAUAGAUCCUUGAGGGAAAGCUACUUGAUCAAACAUCUGAUAGUCACAAAUUCAAACCCGUGCUUCAGAAUCCCAGCACAAAGUAAAAGGAAAAAACAGCACCUUUAAUUAUACCUGUCAAGAACUGUGAACACGUGAUGUAUAAAAUCUUUACCAAGGCAACUCGACACCUGUGUUCUCUGGGCUUCAACCCCUGUUGUUCAUGUGCUCUUUACACACACAGGCCUUCCACUCAGUGCACUGGGAAUUCUUAGUGUGUAAAGGGAGAGGUUUUCCAGUCUGCAGGCUGAAACAGUAUAAAAAAAAUAAAGUCCAUGACUUUUGAA
Molecule: messenger RNA, 1221 nt
Organism: Orycteropus afer afer
Lineage: Eukaryota; Metazoa; Chordata; Mammalia; Tubulidentata; Orycteropodidae
Gene: LIN7A
Product: lin-7 homolog A, crumbs cell polarity complex component
Biological process (GO): maintenance of epithelial cell apical/basal polarity; neurotransmitter secretion; protein localization to basolateral plasma membrane
Cellular component (GO): basolateral plasma membrane; synapse; cell-cell junction
Molecular function (GO): L27 domain binding
Source: RefSeq, a predicted model, not a curated record